AGACAGUUGAUGGGAGAUGUGCAAAUGAAGUAUUUAUUAUUGGCUUUCUCCGUUUGAGUUCUCGUUCACUGUACAAUGUCUUGAAAAUCGAGCUUUUGUUUUACUGCAACAUGAUGUAAUGCUCUUCAAGCAAAUUUAUAAUGUAGGAUAAAUGAUAACAAAGUGAUUUGUUACAUUUGCAUUGGAGAAAAUAGGUUUAAUGAAAUACCUUUGGUUGGACUCAUGAAGGUGGUUGGCUAUCAAUCCUGGCAUCAACUUUUGUCAGUCUUAAUAUGCAAUUAUAUUCACUAACUACAAGGAAAUCGACUGUGGUUUAUCUAGAGCGACAAUUGUUUAAAUAUCGCAUGUGGUCAUUACAGUUUUUUGUCGAUUCGCAAGUUAACCUUGGUAAUUUUGUAGGAACCGUCAAAGAGUACACGCUCGUUUACAAUAUCGUGUCUGCAAUUUCUUAGUAAAGUUUAGGUUGACUCCUCAUCAGUUGAUUUGUCAUAUUGAGUAGUGGAUUAGUGGCAAAUCCUACGACCAAAAAUCAUUCUGGAUUCAAAAAAGCUAAGGUUACUCGAAGUCAGUUACACUAGAGCAGAUGUAUUCAUUAUUUAUCUUACAAAUCUAAAACCUGGUACUUCAUACUCCAUUGACUUUUCUGUUCUAACUCGUUAACAUCGAGUUUCUUCCAACUAUAUUGUUUUUUGCACACUCAUAUGCAAUCUGCUUUACUUGGAGAUGUUUAUUUGUGACCGAUUUAAAAGGUUGUUAUGUAAUCGACCAUUUGAAUCGAGUUGUUCUGUAUGCUAAGAUGCGUUUCUCCCUUUUCAACAGUACUUAGCUUAGUUGUUUAAUAUUUAAAUACAAAAUGAGUAGUAAAGUUUUCGACUGAUGGCCUGUAUAAUACCAAAGAUAAUAUCUUCAAUUAUAUGAAGCAAUAUGUUUGUGAAUAAAGGACUAAAUUUAAAACGAUUAGAUUCCAGGUUCGUCCCACGUCCUAUCUACUUUGAAUUGAUCAGAUGGGUAGUCUGUCUAUUUCCCAGCAAUCCAGACUUCAACUGAGUGUUGGAUCUCGUAUUUGGUUAGUAUCGUGAAUUAUUACUAUCAUAUUUAUAUCAUUAAUGUGAAAACUCUUGAUGUUUAUUCUGUGGUUAUAAAAUAAAUAAACUGAAGUUAAACAUCCAAUUUACGCCACUUAAACAUAAAAAAUUCACCCGAGUUAAUACGUAGCUCUAAAUUUUAGGUACAUAAAUCUAACUCAGUAAACAAGUAGAUAUCCGUCUAUCGCACUAUAAAUCAAAAAUAAUUUGCAGGACUUAAUGCCUGGAAUUAAUUUGAACGUCCCAAUCCAGUGGUCAAAGCUUAAAUGCUUACAUCGCUAUAAAAUCACAUCAAACAGGGAUACGAAAAGUCAAAUCCAAGGACAAUUAAUCAGCAAAUCGUAGUUGGAAAUCAUGUUUUUUUCUUCAGAAAUCCCUUAUCACUCAAAAUGGAGGUUGUGUGGACUAGUUUUGAUAAAGAACUGAUUAUGAGGAAGUAAAUUAAAUCAGUCAGCAACACUUAAAUCAUACCGAUAAUUAAUUCUUAACUAGAUUUGUUAUUAAUUUCAGGAAGAUAGAUAUUGUUGGGAGAGGUUAUUCUGGUUAUAACACUCGUUUGUGCAAACCAUUACUUCCAAUCCUCUAUCUAAAUAAGGACUCACUAAAGGAUUGUAAAUUUUUCUCGGAGCUAAUGAUGCUUGUGCCACUCCACAACAGCAUGUACCAGUUGAAGAAUACAAAAGUAAUCUAAGUUGGAUGAUUGAAUAUAUUCAUAAAUUGGACGUGCCUACGGAUCACAUUUCACUAAUCAGUUUACCUCCUAUUGAUGAGAAUAAAUGGGGUGCUAUUGAAAUAGCUAAAGGAAGGGCAAUUACACGAAGACUAGAUACUUGUGCGACCUAUGCAGUUGCAUGUCAAGAGGUUGCCAACGUCAAUGAAGUUAGUUUUGUGAAUUUAUAUGAAGCUAUGUUAAUGCAAAAGAAUUGGGAGUCUUUUCUUUCAGACGGUUUACACUUUUCUAGAAAAGGAUCUGAGUUUUUGGCAAGGAUCUUAGAAAACUUACUUACGGAUAAAUUAAGUGACUUAAAGUGGUGGUUUCCGGAUUGGAAAGUUAUAAACCCGAACGAUCCAGCGGAGUUUAUCAGUCACUAUCUUCAGUCCCAAAUGUGAUGUUUUCUAAAUGACGAAAGACUUCUACGUGGCUUCGCUAACUAUACUUAUUUAGAUACAUUGUGAUUGUUUCAAUUGUCUUCAUUUGUUAGUUCUUAUGUAGAGUUUAAACUUAUUUGGAACAUAGAUAAAUGUAAACUUGAAUGUUCUAUUACAACUAAGAAUAUGGUUACUGUCCCUAUUACUCUACGAUUUUCCAUGACAUUUCCAUGUCGCUGUGUGGCAUGUUAAAUCAAUGUACACUGUUAUGUUUGAAGAUAUUACGAGUUCGCCUAAUCUAAAAACGGAACGAAGACUAUGUGAUACAAUGACAGAUAGGCUAGCUAUUCCGACGCGUCCCAACCCCGCGAACUAGAGAGAGAAGUCCAAGUUCGGAAGAGGCAAAUAUAUUCCACAAACAGCCAGAAGCACGAACAACCACGACAAGACUAGUCGGAAAUACACUCAUUUAUAUAUUGAUUCAUAGACCCGUUCUUGAUUAAUAAUUAGAAUAAAAUCAUAUAUAUGAAAAAUACUUAGUUGUAACAAAUCAUAUGCUGAGUAUUGUUCAUGUUAACUUAAUACAAGUAUAUCGUAUGUUAAACAGAAUAAAAUGCAAUAUGGGAAAACGAAACAAAUACUAUACUGAGUAGUCAUCACAUUGGAUUAAAACGGAAUUAAUGUUAAACGAAAAUCAUAAUGAGUAAAUCAACCUAAUUUUGACUUUUCAUCCCAAGUUCUACGUUGUAUAAGACUAACGAGCAUGCCUUACAUAUCCCGAACCACUGCCUUUGUUGACAUACAAUGUUGGCUGUAGUAAAAAUACGUUAAAACAAGGGUAGGUGUAGCCAAACUAUGAUAUAGUAUCAGUUCAUGAAACAAAGAACUGCCAGCCUAAGCCAUGUUGUUAAGUGCAGAUUACUAUAACAACGAUCAAUGAUUGAAAAUAUUUGGUGAUAUGUCCCAAAUACAUCCACUCUUUUAUCCUUCCUUAGAUCUUCAGUCCCUACAGUUCUUUAUUAUUUAUUUGAACACAAAUAUUGGUACAAAGGGGCACCGAUUACAUAUGCGCCGCACAUUCACUUGAUUUGUGUGUGGGCUGUGACACUGCCCGAGUGCCCAAACCUGAGUAGGUGGUUUCCUUAGGGGGCCUUCGACCUAAAAGUCUAAUCCACAAGACAGUUUAGCAACGUCGGAAAAUGCAGUUCCAUGGUAGCCGGUGGUCGGCAAUUGGUUCAUACACCAUUUGUUCCCUCAGGGUCCUGGACCCCGUGUGGGCCACUGGUUCGGAAUCAGGGCUUUCCAACUCCAAUAGGUGGACCCUCCGCGUCCACCAACCCGGUUAAAGCGCCGGAAAUUUGCUUUUCAUCCUCUCGAUUUUGUAAACAACACCCCCACGCGAUAAGGUAGUGAGUAGGACUUUCCUGACCGUGGCUAUAUAUGCGUAGCCAUAUGAGAGUAUUUCGAGAGGGAGAGCCUACUCUCCCCACCCUAGGCCGCACCAGGGCAUUUGGGGGCACAGUCCUUCACAAAUACACUUUAUUGAACCAUUUUUCUCGAUGACUACUCUUUCUCACAUUUAUUGAUACUAGUACUUCAUUGGCAUUCAUCUUUUUAAUUUAAUAUGGCUGUGCGGAUGUUUUAUGAGAACUUACUUUUGCGACUUUAGCCCGCCUAAUUAUCACAUGACUUAUUCGCCAACCAGAAUAGAUUUAUACAAUCUUAGCACUAUGCUAAACCAAUAACGUACCGACCGGUAUGAACAGCCUAACGUCCUUAUUGCUCCUUUUCCCUCCUAGCCUGCCAGUUGGGAACAGAACACCAAUACCAGCUCACAUCAUACGAAUCAUUUAUUUCAAACAUGUCUGGUUUAUAUACAAGUCAAACAGACCAUAUCACAUCACAAAAUAGAAAAUAAAAAUUGUACAAAAUCAAGCCAAAAAGUGGCUAUGAUUGUGGGUGACGGUAAGUAAUAAACUAAGCAUAAUUUAAGAACAGUAAAUCGUAUCGUCUAUAGGUCAAAAUAAAGCUUAUAAUAACAGGAAUAUAGAUAUACAUAAUUUAGUUACUGAAUAUAUAUAUAUAUAUAAUAUUGGUCCAUUAAUAGUUCUCAGAAGUUACCUAUAAUUUAAUCUUCACUAGGAUCUAACACUUACGCAUACCCACAUUUGUGUUAGGGUUUAUGCUGAAUAUGACCGAUUGUUAAUCCAAUUUUCAUCAAAAUUAUGUCCGUAAAGAAGAUUCCUACUACUUACCAGCCAUGUAAAUUUUGAUUUAUUAUAAACUAUGCCUAGUGUUUAUGAAUUCAGUCAUAUGCAAAGUAGAACCUAACACAUAUUUGCAUCAAUUCGAGUUAUAACAACACAGCGAAAUGCUGGAAAAGUCGAAGUAGUAAGAGUAUCAUCGUUAGCAGUAAAGACAAGGCUUAAAUGACAUGACCUGAGAAUAUAUGGGUUUUUGGAACAUAAAAGGACACGAUAAUUCCGAGAUCAAUGAUCUAAGGAAAGACAGUGAUAUUACCCGGGCCAUUGUGAUCUAUUUCGAACCGCGUUAUCCAAUAUCAUUAAUCACUGAUCCCAGUUAUCGUAUGGACCCUAACCAUGUAAUCCGCAUCUACCAACAUGGCUCGGAUCAACAGACAAUAACUUCAUGGACUAAUUGUUAGGUCUUAGUUUGGCCAUCCUUACCUUUCUUUCAGCGUACUCUUACACCAGAUAUUACCGGUCGAGACAAGCAGUGGCCAGACAUAUAUAACACAUGCCACAACCACCUCAGUCGAUGAAGAUUCACUAUUUCAUCAACCAGUUUGUCAUCUUGAACUAGUGUUCUACAUCUAACUUCAACAUUACUCACUCAGUUGACCCGAAGCACACGAGCAAUGCUUUGGAGGCACAUGUGACUGAAUACUAGUAAAUUAAAAAUAUCCUCUAUUCUUAAUGACCAUAGUAAAGGACUACAAUCCUUUUGUGAAAUCAGUUGCCGGAGUUGAUCUGAUCGACCAGAAGUAUACAUCACAGAAGUAGGUAGAAUCAAACAUAGCAAAGAACUCAGGUCAGCCACUCAACAAUGUAAACUGUACGUACGUACAUCAGUUCGAGUCGCCAUAUCAUAUUGGCACAGAGAUACAGUCGUCAGUUCAAAUCCCAUAGUGAUAGAGGUAGUAAGAGUAUUGAUAAGUCUUAUCGAUCGAACGCUAUAUUAGUUUCCUAAGCUAUUCUGGUAACCCGCAAGCUAGAACUACACAGCGACUUGAACACCAGAGAGAAGACGCACGUAUGAGGGAAAAUACUUUACUCCAAGGUUCAUUCUAUUACAGAAAAUAUAGGGCUUUUAUAAUACUUUAAGUGUCCUUGGGUCGCUGGAAUGCUACAAAGUAUAGUAGCACUGUAGUAACCAACCAAUGAGAGCUUCGCAUGUGACGUUUCGCUACCUUGAUGUUUCUGGCCAAAACUCCAAGCAAACGCUGAUUGGACAAGACACUUCUAAGUGCUUCUUCAUGCUUGCUCGUCUUUCGCAAGCGAUUUCUCGAUCACCCCAACAAGUAUAAGCAGUAGUCGAAAACACUAAGGUUCGAAGAUGUUAUUCAAGGAGUAUAAACCAGUGAAAUAAAUUUGGGAAGAGAAAGAAAAAGAGACAAGGAGGAAUCAGGAGGUUAGAAUUUGGGAGAACACAAAGAGUGUAUGCACCUGCGCCAUUGCAAACGAUUUUGAGCCAUGUCAUUCAGGAUCUCUAACCAUCGGUUGCUAUCAUCUCGCGGUCCCAAACCAGGUAGUCUACACCUAGCGACAUGGCUCAGACCACUUGUCAGUGACUUCAUGGACUUGUGCCAUGUUUUGGUCUGGCCACCCCUUGCUUUCUUCCAACCUACUCCUGUACCAGAAAACAUCGCACGUCGGGGCAGUCGGUCGUUGGACAUACGUAAUACGUGUCCCAGCCAUCUCAACUGAUGAACUUUCACUACGUCAUCAAUGGAUUUGCCAUCCUUACCUAGUACCCGUUUCCUAACAACUGCGUUACUUACUCGAUGGUCACAGGAUAUACGAACAAUAUUUCGAAGACACCUAUGAUCAAAUACUAGUAACCUACGAACAUCCUCUACUCUUACUGGCCAUAUUUCACUGCCAUAAGUGGCUGAAGGUCACUUGAACUG
Schistosoma haematobium is the source of this 6324-nucleotide messenger RNA. It is a transcript of the gene IAH1, whose product is annotated as isoamyl acetate-hydrolyzing esterase. Bases 1782 to 2195 code for a protein of 137 amino acids. NCBI's taxonomy places the organism in Eukaryota, Metazoa, Platyhelminthes, Trematoda, Strigeidida, Schistosomatidae. The record is from RefSeq and is a predicted model, not a curated record. The transcript is spliced from 7 exons.